Molecule: messenger RNA, 1617 nt
Organism: Cryptosporidium muris RN66
Lineage: Eukaryota; Apicomplexa; Conoidasida; Eucoccidiorida; Cryptosporidiidae
Exons: 1
Coding region: 1-1617 (538 amino acids)
Source: RefSeq, a predicted model, not a curated record
AUGCAUCAUUUGAGUAUCAAAAUGUGGGGAGUUGUACUCCUUUUUCAGUUUUUCCAUUUAUUAGAUCACAAUUUACGUACUAGAAAUGUAAUUUUCCUCAAAAAAAGUAACAUAUCUAUAUUUGAAGAGGGAAACACACAAAUUUUUGACAAAUAUUAUAGUACAAAACAAAUAGAUGAAACUACUACUGAUGACUGGAAGAUGAUAUCAUCCGAAGAUAAUCCUUAUAUAAUAUAUGUAUAUUCGGCAUAUUUAGAUUUAAGAGGUUUUCCUGAGGAAGAAUCAUAUGGAGUUCGCAUCAAUUCUUUGAUACAUUAUGAGAGUAGUCUGGAAAUUGCACAAAUUAUAAAGUGUGAUCUUUUUUCAGAAAAAAAGUAUAUUGGUGGUAUACCACAUAUCGUUAUUCACAAAGAGCACCACAACAAGCUAUUUGCAUCUUCAACGAUAUGGUGUAAACCUGAGUUAAAGUAUAAUACUUCUAAUAAGAUAUUGAAAAGUAUCACCCAUGUGAAGAUACGAAUGGGUAGCUCAUUAUCAAGUAAUUCAUUUAAGACUAGUGAAUUGAUAUUGGUAGUACAUAGCUUGGAGAUGAAAGAUUUAUUUUUAUUUGAGGCUAGUAUAUGUAUUAGACCUUGGUGGGGUGAACCUACAAAAACUAUUUAUAAUGGCUCUGAGAGUAAAGAGUUUGAUGAUAUUACACUAUUAAUAGAGUUUUUUGAGGUAUACAGGCUGCUCGGUAUAAAUAGAAUUACGAUGUACAAUAAUUAUUUACCUCUUGGAAGUGCUGUAUCAAAAAUUAUACAGUAUUAUUCAAAUAUUGCUGGUUUUAUUGAAGUAGUUCCAUAUACUCUUCCUUUAAUCCCUUAUAAAGAGGUAUGGGAUUAUGCACAAAUUUCAAUGAUACAGGAUUGCUUACUUAGGCAUACUAGGAAGAGUAAGUAUGUGUUAUUUAUUGAUACUGAUGAAUACUUACUACCAACAGUUCCAGGUAUAGGACUUCCAAGUCUAUUUGAUAUGAUAUUAGAAAGAAAAAAAUUUGUUGGUGCCAUUUGGGUACCAAUGUAUCUGCAUUUCUUGGAAUGGCCAGAUGAUCCUAGAGGGGUAAAAAUAUAUCCUUCAUUUAAAGUUAUAACAAAAGAGUUACAUUUACCUCUUGGUAAAAUUUUUUCUUUUAAUUUAAAGUCUCUACAAAAAACCUGCAGAUUAGCAUUUGCUGGAACACAGAAAAACAAAAAAAGUCGCAGGAAAAUAGUUGUCCGACCAGAAACUAUUAUGUAUAUGGGAAUUCAUGAACCAGAGAAGAUGUUAUCAAAUUACUCCAUGAUUCAGAUGCCCAUUGUAGAUAUUCGAAAUAAUUCUUGUAUUCAUUCUUGUAGAAUAACGGCUAGUUUACAUCAUUAUAGAAGAGCAAUGGGAGUUGUAAGCAACAAUCCGAAAAAUAGGGAAUUUCAGAUGCUAUUUAACUCAAAUAAAUGUUUGUUUAAUGAAAACCCCAAAGUAUCUGAUGGUACUAUAGUUGACAAAACUGCUUGGGAUAUCUUAGGAGCUAAAUUAUACAAGUCAGUUAUUAAGGUGAUUCAAGACAUAGAUUAUUUUGAGAGUGAACAAAUAUUAUAA